Molecule: messenger RNA, 2820 nt
Organism: Scomber scombrus (Atlantic mackerel)
Lineage: Eukaryota; Metazoa; Chordata; Actinopteri; Scombriformes; Scombridae
Gene: appl1
Product: adaptor protein, phosphotyrosine interaction, PH domain and leucine zipper containing 1
Exons: 21
Coding region: 108-2303 (731 amino acids)
Biological process (GO): signaling
Cellular component (GO): cytoplasm; endosome membrane
Molecular function (GO): protein binding
Source: RefSeq, a predicted model, not a curated record
UGUUGGGCUGUUUUGGAUCCGUGUAGGAAGGAAAUCUUGAUAGGGAGUUGACACAGAUUCAUUUUGAGCUGUUUUCUCCGUCUAUUGGCACCGAUCACAGCCUCACCAUGCCCGGGAUAGACAAGCUGCCGAUAGAAGAGACGCUGGAGGACAGUCCGCAGACUCGCUCUCUGCUGGGAGUGUUUGAGGAGGACACUGAAGCCAUGUCCAACUACUGUACGCAGCUCUACCAGGCUAUGCAGAGGAUUUAUGAUGCACAGAAUGAGCUGAGUGCUGCAACACACCUGACCUCCAGACUGCUGAAAGAGUACGACAAACAGCGUUUUCCUCUAGGGGGCGAUGAUGAGGUGAUGAGCUCCACCCUACAACAGUUUGCAAAAGUCAUUGAUGAGUUGAGCUCCUGUCAUGCUGUCUUGUCCACCCAGCUUGCAGAUGCCAUGAUGUUUCCCAUCACUCAGUUUAAAGAGAGAGACCUGAAGGAGAUCCUCACUCUGAAGGAAGUCUUCCAAAUAGCCAGCGAUGAUCAUGACACGGCCAUUAACAGAUACAGCCGCCUGUCCAAGAAGAGGGACAACGAUAAGGUGCGGGCGGAGGUGGUGGAGGACGUCUACACCUCCCGCAAAAAACAGCACCAGACCAUGAUGCACUACUUCUGCUCACUGAACACACUACAGUACAAGAAGAAGACGGCUCUGCUGGAGCCGCUGCUGGGAUACAUGCAGGCCCAGAUCAGUUUUUUUAAGCUGGGUUCAGAAAAUCUCAGCCAGCAGUGGGAGGACUUCCUGGGAACCAUAGGAACCAGCGUCCAGAACGUCCGUCGGGAGAUGGAGGAGGAGGUUGGGCAGAUGCAGCAGACCAUCCAGGAGAUGGAGAUGUCAUCUGACCCGCUGUACGUACCAUGUGACCCUGACCCCGUCCACUCACCUGUCUGUCGCAACCUGACCAGGAAGCAGGGCUACCUGUACAUUCGCAAUAAGACGGGCCUGGUGUCGUCAUCCUGGGAGCGUCAGUACUUCUUCACGCAGGGAGGCAACCUGAUGCAGCAGGGCCGGGGCGAGGUGGCGGGCGGCCUGGUCACAGACCUCGACAACUCCUCCGUCAUGGCGGUCGACAGUGACGACCGCCGCUUCUGCUUCCAGGUCACUUCCUUCGAUGGCAAGAAAGUUGUGACGCUGCAGGCGGAGAGCAGGAAGGACUGCGAGGAGGUAAGAGGUCUUCUUAUUUGUCAUGCUAUGAGUUCCUGUUCCUGUUUCCUCACUGUGACUCUUUGCUUCUUCCUCCAGUGGAUCUCCACCAUCAACAACAUCUCCAAGAGGAUCUACCUGAGUGAGAACGCAGAGGAGCUGGCAGCCAGAGUAAACCAAUCAGCUCUUGAAGCUGUGACACCGUCGCCUUCCUUCCAACAGAGACACGAAAGCAUGAGACCCAGCAGUAAAGGGCGCUCGGGCCGAACAAGCAGUAUAAGCUCUGUGGGCUCCGAGCCAUCGCCUGCCAUCUCUGUGCUCUCAUUGGAUGCGCUGGUUGCCCCGGAUACACCCAUCCAGUUUGACAUCAUUUCCCCCGUCAGCGAGGAGAACUCAGGACAGAGCAAGACGGCAGCGCAGUCCGGCAGAAGGAGUAAUCCAUUCGGAGAGUCAGGAGAGAACACAUCAGAAGACAGUGAAGACUCGAUCCUCCACCAGCUGUUCAUUGUUCGCUUCCUGGGCUCCAUGGAGGUGAGGACCGCCGAGACGGCCGACGUCAUCUCUGAGACCAUGAGGCAGAUCCUGGCUGCCAGAGCCAUACACAACAUCUUCAGGAUGACCGAGUCCCACCUGCUGGUCACCUGUGACUGCCUCAAGCUCAUUGAUCCGCAGACACAAGUCACUCGUCUCAGGUUCCCUCUCUCCACUGUGGUCCAGUGUUCCUCCCAUCAGGACAACAAAAGACUGUUCGGUUUCGUUCUGCACUCGGCGAGUGGCCGAGCCGUCUGCUACAUCUUUGAGUCCAACAACGAUGGAGAGAAGAUCUGUGACAGUAUCGGCCUGGCCAAGCAGAUCGCCUUCCACUCUGAGAUGGACCGUAAGUCUGUAGAGAAGAGGAAGGAGCAGGACAAGGCCAAAGAGAAACAGCAGGAGGAACUCAGCAAGCAGAAACAGAUAGAGAAGGACCUGGAGGAGCAGAGCCGUUUGAUCGCUGCCUCGAGUCGUCCUCCGAACCCGCCUGCCUCCGCUGACGGACAGUUCCUAGUGCUUAGCAACAGCCAAUCGGAGGACAGCGAUGCCGGGGACGAGGGGAAGAAGAAGGGCGAGUCUGAAGCCUAACGACACGCAGAGGACGCAUGUUUUUCCCACUCAGGCGAGUCCCAGCUGGUACUGUUAAAGCAACAGCUCAGGAAUCAGAGGAGGGGAAGCAUCAACCCACCCGCCCGCCUGCACGGGGCUGCCUGGAGAUGAAAAACAUGUGAUCCCUCGCUGCUGGACUCGGAGGAGGAGGAGGAGGAGGAGGAGGAGGAAGAGGAGAAGGAGGAGGAGGGUAGGCUUGGAAACGUCUCGUCACGGACUCGUGUUUUACUGUGUGUAAAAGAAAAAAAAAGAAGAAAAAAAAAAGGCUGCUUUUUUUACUGGCUGACACACAAAUAUAGAUUAACCUGCAAGUUUCUUUUUAUUUUAUUUUAUUAUAUUAUUAUUAUUAUUUUAUAAAAAGAGCUAACAGCAACUACAGAGGAUAUAAAGCAAAGCAACAUGUGAGGGAGAAUACAACCAGGAUCUGAAGGCGCUUCUCUUAUGUUCCUUUAUUGGUCGACGCCACUACGCUCCCGCCUCCUGCUGCCGGGGCUCA